Nilaparvata lugens (brown planthopper) is the source of this 548-nucleotide messenger RNA. RefSeq lists its product as uncharacterized. The record is from RefSeq and is a predicted model, not a curated record. Lineage: Eukaryota; Metazoa; Arthropoda; Insecta; Hemiptera; Delphacidae. Bases 14 to 316 code for a protein of 100 amino acids. The transcript has 5 exons.
ACAGUUUUGAAAAAUGAAGAUCUUGAUCCCAGUAUUCACACUCAUUGUUUGCAUCACAUUACGUUUGGUACUUGUGGAAGGUGGAAAAAAUGAAGAAAAUGAGGAUCUCGCUGCUGAAUCUCUUUUCAACAAAAUUGCGGAUGGGAAAGAUCAUAUCACUGAACAAGACUUGAUCAAUUAUCAAUCAAGACGGGACAGAAUGCGAUUGGAUGGGAAUCUUGAAAGAGAACUGAGACGUGUACUAAGUUCAUGUCCUAGUCAACCAGUCGACUUGAAUGAAUUCAAGAGUAUAAUGAAUUCAAUGAGAAGAGAAUAAAGGAAGACUGCUACUGUUCAAUGAUACAGUUCAACUUUCAAGAAGAUGUAUGUCACCUCUUCGAUUUUCUAUAAUUAUUUGAGCUGAUUGGAAUUUUAAAUAAUAUAUAUUACAUUCAUGGCAUCUACACAGAUAAAUAAGAAUCAAACUCAUUGCAGAAACUUUUGUUUUUGGUUAUCUUAAUUCAAUUCUUCUUAUCCCUGAUUUUUCCCACUCAGGAAUUCGAGUCUCU